Molecule: messenger RNA, 751 nt
Organism: Dermacentor andersoni
Lineage: Eukaryota; Metazoa; Arthropoda; Arachnida; Ixodida; Ixodidae
Source: RefSeq, a predicted model, not a curated record
UAUGUGAAAUGCUCUCUAUUUCAGUAAAGUCUUCCAGCCUACGUACUACAUAGCCAUCACCCAUAUGUCAAUCCCGCGUAGCGCCGACUCCAACUGCUGGGUCUUUCCAAUGUCUAUGAUGAACACUACCGGGGCUCUUCGGGACCGGGAACUCGUCAACGGCACUACCUCGAUUGUGCAAGCUCUCGACAACCUGAGAUGGAUGAAGCAGCGGAAUCAAGAAAAUAUGUUAUUAUAUAUAUCUUUCUCGAUGCGGGCGCAGCAGUACACACCGGAACAUAUUUCAAACAAUACCGUAGAAGAAUCCUUCAGCCUAUUCAAUCCAUGCACUGACUCCCCUGACGAUCAGAAUCACGGAGACGUCCAUCCAAGACAAGUUUGCUCGGAGGAGUACGGAAAAUACUACCGCCGUGAUUCCGAAGUGGAUGCAGAGUACACGUUUGACCCUACUGAGAAUCGCACUUUGACGUUUGACUCGGAAAAGGGACUCAAGGAGAAGGUCUGCGGUGCCGUCGCCACCUACAGCAACCUCAACUUUAGCGUAGCCGUCUACGACGUCGAGUACGACCAGGAAGACACGAGAUGUCUCUGUUUCUACAUUGGCCGUGGCUCCUUCAGACGUGUGAGGGCACUCUCUUCUGCAAUUUCUGGCCGCAAAUACCCGAUCUCGGUCACCACAAUCAUUCGACCAGACAUAUGCCUUGAACGGCUGUACGCUUCCCUGGGUGCUCCUUGUUGCCCCGCCUCCUAG